GUAACAUUCCAUAAUAAGUGAGAGUAUCCUCCCGGGUGAUCUCCAGUCACCGCUCUGCCGCCUCCACCACAGGACUGUCACUCUUCUCCUAUAUAGUGCUCUUUAUUGCCAGGGCACGGGCAUUAUUGUGUAUCCCCUGUCAGGAACCCGGUGAGUAGGCAAAGAGCCAAGCGCAGCAGCAGGAUCAGCAGCAGCCACACCGUCUACAUCAGCGAAACUCGUGGACACUCCGAUUUCAUAUUCUUAUAUCCGAGCGAACGGCCACCAUGAGCAAACAAGAAAUGGGAAGGUUUAAUAUUUCUCCGGAUGAAGACAGUAUGAGCUCCAACAGCAACGAUGAUUAUCCGGACUAUCCAGCAAAGAAGCUCUCCAUUAAAGGCCGUUAUGAUAUGGAUUCUGAAAACCAGAAUUUUCUACUUGAACCUACUAUGGCAAAGAAGAAAUGUGAGACAGAAUAUCUCCCAGGUACCACCUCAUUUGGCAUGUCAGUAUUUAACCUCAGUAAUGCCAUCGUUGGAAGUGGAAUUCUGGGUCUUUCGUAUGCCAUGGCUAACACUGGGAUAGCACUUUUUAUGAUCCUGUUGACAUUUGUGUCGAUAUUCUCUCUCUACUCCAUUCACUUAUUACUGAAGACAGCAAAUGAAGGAGGUUCCUUAUUAUAUGAACAACUUGGAUUUAAAGCCUUUGGUAUUUGUGGAAAACUUGCAGCUUCUGGAUCUGUCACCAUGCAGAAUAUUGGAGCUAUGUCAAGCUACCUCUACAUAGUGAAAUAUGAACUGCCACUUGUGAUCAAAGAACUUGUUGGCCCACAUAUUGAUUCUAAUGCAUGGUAUGUAAAUGGAGAUUAUAUGGUCAUUAUGGUCUCCGUGCUGCUCAUCCUUCCUUUGUCACUAUUAAGAAACCUGGGAUACCUGGGUUAUACCAGUGGUCUUUCUCUGAUGUGUAUGGUCUUUUUCCUGAUUGUUGUGAUCUACAAGAAAUUUGAGCUAACAUGUCCUUCCUGGAUCGAAUCUGAUGCCAUUAACAUAACUCUGAAUAGCACAAUUUCCAAUCUGCUCACACAAGGCCACGCAGAGCUCAACCAGACACACAAUGAUGACAUGUGCACGCCAAAAUACUUUGUAUUUAACUCACAGACAGUCUAUGCUGUGCCCAUCCUGACUUUCUCCUUCGUCUGUCAUCCAGCUGUCCUUCCCAUCUACCAGGAACUUAAAGGACGCAGUCGUAGAAGGAUGAUGAACGUGUCAAAUGUGUCAUUCUUUGCCAUGUUUCUCAUGUACCUGUUGGCUGCUCUCUUUGGAUACUUGACUUUUUAUGGUAAUGUUGAACCAGAGCUGCUUCACACAUACUCAAAAGUUGCAGGAGGAGGAAUCCUUUUUGUCAUUGUGCGUCUGGCCGUUCUUAUCGCUGUCACCUUGACUGUGCCUAUUGUUAUUUUUCCAAUCCGCAGCUCCAUCACACAGCUGUUGUUUGCAGGAAAGGACUUUGCAUGGUGGCGUCACAUUCUGAUCACACUUUUGAUUCUUGCAUUUGCCAAUGUUCUUGUCAUCUUUGUUCCCACCAUAAGAGACAUCUUUGGAUUUAUUGGUGCCUCUGCAGCUGCUAUGUUGGUUUUCAUCUUGCCCUCUGCUUUUUACAUAAAGUUAGUGAAGAAGGAAUCCAUGGGCUCUGUCCAAAAGAUUGGAGCUACGCUGUUCCUGAUCAGUGGAUUUGUGGUGAUGAUUGGCAGCAUGACCCUUAUUAUCAUGGACUGGGUACACACUGAAUCUUCUGAUGGGCACUAAGUGGCUUGGAGAGGAACCUAACACUUUGCUAAAAGUGGGACUGUUUUCUCUCAAGCUUUCUACUGAAAAAGAAAAUCAUCUGCUUACAGUUUCACUUCCUUCAAGAUAUCAUUAUUUGUAAAACUAAAGAACUCUUAAGAAGUUAGUUCUACAACUCAGAAAGGACAAUACCAUCCUAAGGUUCUUACAGGAGGAAGUAAUUUUAUUCCAUUCUGGAGAAUGGUCCAAUUAUCUAAACUUUACUGAAGCCACAUAGAUGGCUAUUGUCAAUUACUGUUACUUGUUUGUUAAUACUUGAAUGUGCCUACAGGAACCAUUUCAUGUGAGUAAAUGUUACACUGCUAGUGUCAACAUGAUGGAUGGACACGUUCCCCUUUCUAUGUACCAAAAAUGCCCAGCAAAGACAUGCACUUCUAAGGGGAAGGAUGCAAAAACUGUGCUUAUCUUAAGAGAUCCUUGUUAGGUUCCUUCAGUAUCUACAUCAGUAUUUUACUAAAUAUUAAUUUUGUCAUGUGGUACAAAAUGAUAACAUGGAAAGUCUGACUGAAAGAAGACUGCUCAAGAUUUGUACUGGAAAGUCAAUAGGGACCUUUGUGUGAAAGUACAGGUGACCAGUAAUGCAUUAUCAGCUUUUGUGAACCAGGUUAAAAUACUGCGUUUAGCACUGACAUAAAGCCUUGUAUAAGAUCUUUUUAUUUGGGCAAUACAAGUACCUUUAAUAGAAAUAAUAAUUCACCUACUCAGCUCAGUAUCAGCCUAGUCUGUAUUAUAUUUCUGCGGGUAUACUAGCAUGGUACAAAAGUGAGAUAUUUAAAUGCAUAACUUAUUGAAGCCUGCAGCAGUUUACAGCGUAUAUUAUUUCAGAUAUUUAAUAUCUUUAUUUAUAAAAUACUGAAUUACUUGAGGAACAUAUUUUUUCUUGGCUUUAGAUACAAACCACAAGGCCUACCUUUGUUUCACGCAUAAAAUGUUUACUGUGUACAUUUUACAAAGUCUUUGUUACAGUUCUGAAGGCUACACUAAUUUCCACUGGCAGGUAUGAGAAGAGCUACUGUUGGUCAUGGCUUUCUCUUGUGUCAGGUGGUGGUUAAAUGUUGAGGCCUAAGUCGAGGGUUUUAUGUGGGGGAUGGGGUAGAAUUAUUAACAAAAGUGUUCCCAUCUAAUGUUACUCUUGGAACCAACCAUUUUGUAGAAUAAGACAACAUUUAAUUUAUGAAUUUUGCUCCAUAUCUCAUUGAUAUCACGGGAAUGAUAAUGCUGAAUAUGAAUUCCACCUAGAGAUAGCUAUUUAUGCAGUGCAUUUGUAAGGAGGACAUCUGGGCUACACUGAUAUUCGCACGGCAAUGUUUAUGCAUGCCAUGUCAGACCACCAGGCAGGUUACACAGCAAACUUUGACAGUAUCCUUUAGUGAUAUUGUCUCAUGACGACAGAGCUUAAUUCCUACAAUGUAAACAGUGUGACCUCCCCAUGUAUCAACUGCAACUCUGGCAAGUCACAUGUGUUCUUAAAGGGAUACUCCGUCCCUAAGACAUCUUAUCCAAAGGAUAGGGGAUAAGAUGCCUGAUCACGGGGGUCCCGCCACUGGGGACCCCCGCAAUCUUUCAUGCGGCACCGUGCUAUCAUCAGCCUCUGGAGGGAACAUCGCUCAGUGUCUGAUGAAUCACGAUCACAGGGCCGGAAUAUCGCGACGUCACGCUCCGCCCCCGUGUGACGUCAUGCUCUGCCGCCUCAAUGCAAGCCUAUGGGAGGGGACAUGGUGGCUGUCAUGCCCCCCUCCCAUAGGCUUGCAUUGAGGGGGCAGAGCGUGACGUCACAUGGAGGCGGAGCGUGACGUCAUGAUACUCCGGCCCCGUGCUCAUGAUUCAUCAGACCCGAGACUGAUGAUAGCGGGGUGCUGCAUAUCCUUUGGAUAGGGAAUAAGAUGUCUUAGGGCCGGAGUACCCCUUUUAAAGGGAAUGCUGUAAAGUCUGCCAUGUAUUUGUAUCCUAAAAGGUACAACACGCUGGUACAGGCCAAUUUGUUUGAACACAUACCUCUUCUAACUUAAAUGACAUGGUUAACCUUAGAACUAGAUAUGUGUGAUUUAUACACUACAUCACUAUUGCUAACAGUAAUACAGGUAUAUGACAUUUGCUAUGUGUGAUAGUCCAGACAGCCCCUCAAUCCCAAAGUAAGCAUUUCACCUCAUUGUCUUCCAUAGAUGAAUAUGAACUUGUAUGUCCUAUUUAUACAACACUGACUCAAUGAAAGGCAACCUAUUUUUCAAUAUUUAUGAUGUUUGUAUAGUAGACAAAUGUGUAUAUAAAAUAUAUAUGUAUAUAAAAAUAAUCUGUAAAAUAUCUUUGUAGAUACACGCCCUUUUUAUUUGCCAUGUAUGUUUUUACUAUAAUUACUGUCUCUACAAGGUUUACUUGAAGUAUUCAAGGGAAAUCUAACCUUUCAAAUAAGUAGCAAGGUCUAAUAACAUCAAUAAAAUAAUAUUUUUGUUUUGUUUACUGUGGGCUGUUGAUUUUCAUUAGAUAUCUGUUCACCUUGUUUUCCCAAAAAAAUCAAUGUUAUUAGGAAACACUCCUUUUUCAUUGUCACACAUAAAUAAUGUGUAGCAUACAUAAGAUAAUUUGUGAUUACAUUUAAGUUAAAUCUUAACAUCAAGAAAUGGAUUCAGUUAUUGCCCCCUUUGAAUAAUGUCAGUUCACACUACCUGCUGACAUACUCUUCUAGUAAUUUCAUUUCUAUCAGAUAUCUUUUGAAAACAACAUCCAUGUAUACAGUAAUCCUAUGCCGAUAAGUAUAAGGAUUUUUUCGGGGUAUACUUUAUAUGCGGCUCCAAACUAAACAUUCUGCUGUUAUAGACACUGAAAGCCUUGACACCUUCAAAAUGUUACCGUAUAUUGAAUGCUCUAACUUAACACAGUAGCAGCUUAUUAAACUAUUGGUAGUGUAUUUUACAAGAACUAAUACUUCAUAGUUCCGCCAUUCAUUUGUUUUUAUAAAAUGAUGCCUCUAACAAUGUUGCAUUCACUACUAGAUAAAUAGAUUAAGACUGCACUGUAGUUGUUUGCGCUACACAAUUUUACACCAUCUGGCAAGUCAAGCAUUGGUCUAAGGAAACAUUAGACAGUAAAGGGUCCACUCAUGUAAAUAAACUAGUGAUAUAAUUUACUUAUAGAAUUUAGAGAUAGUGGCUUUUUAUUUUUUUGUUUAUCUGGUUGUGCUGUAUAACACAGGGAUCCAUGCAAUACAUGUUUUAGCAUCUGCUGUAUAAAUGUAAAAUAAUAUGACUAUUGUUACAGCCAGCAGCUCAGUGAGAGUUGUUGGUGAAGUCUGAGUUUCAAUGAAACAUUGUAUGCUUUUAAUUGACCUUAAAUAAAUCCAUAAUAUGAA
Hyla sarda is the source of this 5169-nucleotide messenger RNA. RefSeq names its product solute carrier family 38 member 2 (gene SLC38A2). The transcript is spliced from 16 exons. Gene Ontology annotation, biological process: amino acid transmembrane transport; L-glutamine transport. Gene Ontology annotation, molecular function: L-glutamine transmembrane transporter activity. The coding region runs from base 267 to 1784 and encodes 505 amino acids. The record is from RefSeq and is a predicted model, not a curated record. Lineage: Eukaryota; Metazoa; Chordata; Amphibia; Anura; Hylidae.